AUGCGCAGCAAGGUACCCCUAGGCAAGUCCUCACCUCGUCCUCACGUGCAGGUGAAUAACUACGGGCGAAUUAACUCGCCCGCCGAUGACAUCCGCAUAGCCAUGGCGAAGAACGCGAGCAAGGCGGGAAGUCCUACCGCCGCCUCCGGUGCGAGCUGUGACGGGGAAGACGGAGACGAAGCACACGGCGACGACGCCGAGGAGGAUUGGCCGGAGAACGGCCACGAUGACAGCGCUUCGGGCGACGAAUUUGGUACUGCCGACAUCGAGGAGGACGAAUGGUGGAAUCAGCCGGUCGGGAGCGGCGACGAGGUGGAAGAGUGGCGGGCUGGUGAUUCCGACAACGGCGGAGGUGAAGAUGCUGGCGGUGACAACGCGGAGGCACAGGAAGCGGCGGUGGAUGCGAAUGAGGCUGCCGACGAGGCGGCGGCGGAACUCGAGACAGAGGCGCCUGCGGAUGCGGACGCGGUGGCGGAGGCGAACAAGGUGGCUGCGGAUGCCGUCUUAUUUGAGGCACAGGACAACGAGUGGAUGGACGAGAGCGCUGUGCAGACCUGGCUGUCCAAGGAGGUGCUUCCCCAUCUGUACCCCCAGCGCGGCAAGAGCGCGAGGCGUGCGAUGCUGGUGUUAAACUCCUACCGCGGCCACAUCACCCAGACCAUGCUUCAGUCGUACCGCACGCACAGCAUCACCCCUGCAGUCAUUCCAGCGGGUUGUACGAGCCAGAUUCAACCCCUGGACGUCUCCAUCAACCGGUGCUUCAAGGCUGCCGUGCGAGCGCGCUACGCCAGCAGGGAACCUGCGGAGGCCUCCGCACCCCGUGGUGCUGCAGUGGAUCGCGGAGGCUUGGGAUCAAGUCCCCAGGCAGAUCAUCAUCGACGCGUUCCGCCACUGUGGGAUCUCCAGCAAGCUGGACGGAACGGAGAACCAACUGGUGAUGUCUCAGCUGCGCGCCAGGAGCACCACCGAUGUCUCCGAGGACAUGUCCCUCGGGGGGACCACAGGCGACAACGCGCGCCUGCUUCGGAAGGCUCCAAGGAGGAGGAGGAGGAGGAGGAGGAGGAGGAGGAGGAGGAGGAGGAGGAGGAGGAGGAGGAGGAGGAGGAGGAGGAGGAGGAGGAGGAGGAGGAGGAGGAGGAGGAGGAGGAGGAGGCGAUGCAGGCGGAGGGCGUGCGGGAGGUGGCCGUGGCAACUGGCCUGGAGGUGCUGUACCAAGAGACCCCCAACUACCGCAGAGCGGCAGCCGAGGCUGACCGCAUGAUCGAGCCAAUUGAGACGGCUAGGCAUGCCUGGCGAGUGCCAGAUCUGAGCGUAGAGCCUGUUGCUAGUGCUGCAGAGGAGGCGGUUACUGAGGGGGGUUAG
Molecule: messenger RNA, 1362 nt
Organism: Closterium sp. NIES-65
Lineage: Eukaryota; Viridiplantae; Streptophyta; Zygnematophyceae; Desmidiales; Closteriaceae
Source: the annotation of a GenBank genome assembly